Paramisgurnus dabryanus is the source of this 1632-nucleotide messenger RNA. RefSeq lists its product as uncharacterized. Lineage: Eukaryota; Metazoa; Chordata; Actinopteri; Cypriniformes; Cobitidae. The record is from RefSeq and is a predicted model, not a curated record.
AUGUCAUCAUUAGGGGAGGAAGUACGAGAUGCUGUGUUGGCUGUCCUACCUGGGCUACCAGAUGAUAAACUUUCUUCUCUCCUGAACACUUUGGCAAGCAUAGGAGUUGAAUCCAAAUCUGACCUGCAGUUCAUUAAAGAGCAGGAUCUCCCUGAUCACAUCACACCAAUACAGUGCCGUCGACUCCUCAGUGCAUGGAAUGCAGGAGAUCAAACAAGUUGUGUCAAAGUAACAUCUCGAGAAACCCCAAACCUGCUUUCUGAUACCACAACGGAGGUCUUCUUAUCAAAGUCUAGCUCAUCAAGCACACCAAGUGUGUCCAGCACAGACAGUUCCAGUACAACUGUGGAUUUAUCUGUAUGGCCGGAAAACUUUGAAGUUCCCUGGAAUAGGAUGUCUUCUGAUAUUAAAACAGCCAUUGCACUGAGAAAACGCCCUACAGCAAAGGAUCGCAGAGAAAUGGUUAGAAUAAUUGUGGAUGAGAUGAGACUGACAGAGUUAAAUCCAUCGAAAUCACAGUGCCUGAUUGUGGCUAAGAAGAUAGUUAGACAAUAUCCGGAAUGCUUUGCUGAUGUCCUGCGAGAUGGCACAAAGAUUGGCACUGGUUAUGGAUCUCUGUUGACUCAAAUUAAAACACGAGUAGAGCAUGUUAAUCGUGGCUGCUCACUGUCAAGACGCAGGACACAGAAAAUUACCUCAAAUUCACCAGUGGAACACAUUGCUCCAGGACCUGCUGACCAGUACGGUUGUGUGAGAUGGCAGCCUGAGUGUCCUGUAGAAGAAACUGAGGAGAGUCUCAAAGAUAAACAAAAAGAAAUGAAAGACCUCUAUAGUACUGAGGGACCAGCUGGAGCAGAGAGAAGACAUCUCAGUCAGUUAAUGGAAGCAACAUACUAUCUCCAAAGAAAAUCAAUCAAUGCCUGUCCACCACCAUCCUUUGCUGAGUUGAAAAAUGACUGGCCAUACCUUUUUACACCCAAAGAACUUUAUAGCCACUUUAAAUCACUCACAAACAUAAGCAUUCUGGAAAAACUUGAGAACUCCAUGGAAGAGAAGGGAAAGAUGAUCAUUCAGUUCUUCCAACAAAAGCAAGCAGGGUGUAAUGCAAAUGAGAUCCAGCGCAUACUUGUCAAGUUUGAUGAUAGUGGAGCAUCUUGUAUCAUCCCAUGCGUGAUCCUUCUACUUCUAUCCCAUUUCAAAGAGAAACCUGAAGCACUCAUUCUUCAGGCUGAUGUAGCGGCAACAGAAGCUGAUGUUGAAAAUAGUUUCACUCUUCCAGACUCACCAAGACUGAUCGUCCAAGGUGAAAUCCUCACUGCAACUCAGUGGAUGCUGAGUAUUGAAGGUCAGGUGGUUGUGAAUCCACACCCAAACCUUGUGGCUGGAUUUGCAGCCUUGUUUGCAGCAUACUACAACUUUAACCUGGUUUACCAGGAGGAGGCAUCCUCCACACUUGAAUUUGUUCAAAGAUGUUUUGUUGGAAUCAACCCUACCACUGGAACCAAGACAGCCACAACAAAGGUUGGAGGCAGAAAAAGUGGAAAAGCCUCUGAGAAGAGAAACAACACCGUAAACCCUCAUGUGUCUACUCUUCUCAGAAAAUUAAUGGACUUUGAAUGGUUACGCAUGUAA